Paramuricea clavata is the source of this 9152-nucleotide messenger RNA. The record is from the annotation of a GenBank genome assembly. NCBI's taxonomy places the organism in Eukaryota, Metazoa, Cnidaria, Anthozoa, Malacalcyonacea, Plexauridae.
CGACCUUACAAAUGUUGAUUUUAUUUCUGCAAGUUUAAUAAUUGGUAAGACUCAAAUGAGUCAACAAUAAUAAUAUAGUAAUUUCUACGAGAGUGAUGGAACCAAGUUACCACGUCUCUCCCAGCCCUACACACAAACCCAAACGCGCACGCGCACACUUUGCUUCAUUCUAUAUUCUGGCGCCAGUUGUCAUCAAAAGCCGGUUGUUCUAACCCUGCGUCCAAAUAGAACUUUCCAACAGCUUGUUUAUAAAAUUAAAUAGGUUUUCUAGAAAUCUUUUUUGGAUGAGUAAAUGUUUUAUUUCUAAACUUUUGAAAUGAACUGUCUUACAGAAAUACCCUCAAAACAGCAGGUUAAAACUUAACCCAUGCUUUGUCAGUUCUAAUCGAGCUUUGAACAACCGGCCCAUGGACUAUGUUUAUUGCAAUUUUAUUAUAUUACCAUUUAUACCAUCGACUUCAACGUACAGUAUUAUAGAACAUAAAUAUGAAAAUCAGGAGGAUGAGCAGUCACAUUCUCUUACCAAAUCUGACAGUCUUUUAAGAAAGACCGCCUUCUUGUCGCGUGCUUUGAAGCCGAUUUCAAAAUAUUCACAAAUAUUCUUUAGCAUUGGAAUAUUAAAUGGUUUUAACUUUCCCUCACGGUAAUAUUGGCAAAUGUUAAAAUUUUCAAAAACAAUUGGGUGCUGUAAACCAAUUUCGUCUCUCAAACGCGCCAUUAUCUCUUCAUGCAUUUUCUCCUGUUCAGCAUUGGCCGCAUCUUCUGCCAAAGUAUCCAGUUCCGUCUCACUGUCCUCAUCAUAACUAAUAGAUGGUUGUUGUAGCCUGCGUUUUCUUCGAGCUGCGGCCAAACGAGAAAAGAAGCUUUUUAUUUGUGUCUUGGUAAGCCAAUCUUCACGAGUAAAAAUCCGUUCGCCACUUUCAUCUCUUGCCAUCCUCAUAUCCACUGAUACUUGCAUUGGAUCAGCCUUCCUUCCUGUUGCUUCUCUCAAGUCAAAUAUAGCAGUCAGAUAGUUUUUAACCCCUUCUGAGAACUUCCCUGUGGAUACUCUUUUCUGGAGGGCCCAACCCAUUGGAAGUGUCUCAGUGUCUUGAUUAUUGCUACAGGGAGUUGACUGCGUUACAACUUCUCCCGUCUUGUCAAUCGUAGCAAACCGUCCUGCCCAGUCUCGGCGCAAUUUAUCAAAAAAUCCCUCGCCAUCUGUGUUUGGUUUAGAAUGACGAUCGACCGCAACAUGCAUCUCAAGUUCAUCGAGUGUUUUGAAAGAAAAUGAGCAAUUUUCCUCGGUGCACUCGUAUAAGUUAUUUAUCUCAUGUUCCUCCGGUUUACUACUUUUUGGAGUGAAUGUUCGCAAUUGGUUUAUUGGGUAGAAACUUUCCGUCGUUAUUAAGUCUGUCGGAUCUUGGUCUUUGUUGAAAAUAUCAUCAUAUGCAAAAAAUUUUCCAGUCCCAAUGUUUAAUGCUUUCCACGCUCGUAAUCCAGUGUGCUCGUACGAAAAGUUAUGGUAAUUACUAAAGUUUAGAAGUUUGUUCACUUCCAGAGUGCACUUUGACUUAUGAAGUACACAAACUGCUGCUGUAGUUGCGCGUACUGGUCUUUCCAUCAAUGCCUUCCUCAUAUCCAUCGCUGUCAGAAUAUCAUGUCCUUCGUUGCAGUACACGCGAAUCGAGUUCUUCAUAGGACAAAUAAUUCGAUCACAAAGGUCUUUGCCAUGCUGUGGCUCCGACAAAUCAUAUCUUUCGAUUUUAAUUCCACUUCUUCUGCCAACAUCACGUAAGGCGGCAACGAGAAAGUUAUUAUAAUAGCACCCAGCCUCGUCAGAGCGCAGGUAUGCUUUUGUUAUCUGAGGAUUCCCUCUUUUUAUUUCGUUCAGCAGAUUUUCCAGAAUCGACAAUACUGCAUACCAAUCUUGUGCGCAUGAAUCAAAUAAAUGAGCGUAGGAGAUGACAUCAAACAUUCCCGAGUCUCGCUUCAAAAUACAGCUGCUAAUAUGCCAGUUUAGACCCCGCUUUCCAAACCAAUCGGUUUGUUUCUCGCGAUAUUUUACUGUCAGAAAUUUCAUUGCCCAGUCACAAAGUAUAAACACGGAAUUAUUUUCCAGACCAUCAACCACAUCGUGCUUCGCUUUAUCUUGAUUCUGUGACCUUAAUAUGUGGGCUUUCCAUUGUUCAACUUGUACACGAGCGUUGGAAUAGUCGUACAAUAGAUCUUCCUGUUGUUCUUUGCUGUACAUAUUCGUUGCUGUGCAUAUAACCAUCCUUAUAUCCUCUAUAGUCUCUUUGAGGUUUUCGCAACUCGUACAUGAACUGGAAUGGGAACACUUUUUCUGCAGAUCUUUAUCUAUAGGGUCACUUAGUGCAAAGAUACGGCAAUGAUCGGCACAUGUGCUUUCGGCUUCUUGGCAGUGCGUCACAUAAUUUGUCUUGAAGUAGCGCUUCCGUUCCCUGAGAAAUCUCUUUUUGGUAUCAGCCCAUUCUUUAGAAAUACCAAUCUUUUCUAGUUCUUGUAUGAUGUUCUCCAAGCUUUCAAAUCCUGCCGCGCCGUCUGAAGCGAUGUUGUCAAGUCCUUGCAACGAUUUUCUUUGUGAGGCCUCUCUUACUUCCAGAAUUCUGUAAAGGGUUGAUCUACUGAGAGGAUCGAAGUUUUGCUCCUUACAGAACUCCAAGUACUGGAAUAUCAUUGUUGAUCUUGUUACCGUUCGGACUACGUUUGGCAUGGUAAGUUGCUCACCGGAAUCAAGUUAUAGCUUCCGUGUACCAAACGAAACGUCUUGAUAAAAGUAUGGUCGGUUAAUAAAUUGAAGAAAAUGAUCCGAUUUUUCAGUAUCGAUGCCAAUUCUCUGGUGCUUUUUGUUUUCUAUGGGAAUUCCUGGGCCAACCUUUUUUUUGCAUGCGCGCGAACUCGUUUAAUUUUCCAUUUUGUUAAACGUUCAUACGGUUCAUGAAAAUGCAUCAGUUUCUUGGCUGAAUAGCUGAAGGCGUACAAGCUUAGUAUCUGCAAUUUUAACUUCCUUGUUGGCGCGUCUCUAUAUGCUGUCAUCAUACCAACAAGCUCGCCACUUAAUGGUUCUUCGCGCGGUGGAUGGAUUGCUUCAAAGAAUUCUUCGGCUGCUUCUGGAGCGAUAACUUCACAGACAACAUGACAUGCUUCAGUUGCUUUUUUUACGCAGUUCGCCUUGAUAUCUGGCUUCAUUUGUUCCCAGUUGUGAUGAACCCUUUGCUCAACAGGCGAACAGCCCACGACAGAGGUUUUACCUGUGAUAUUUGACAGAAAUUCGUUUUUGGUCGUCAGAAUUUCUUCGUCAUCACUGUCAAGAAUAGUGUCUUCUUUUUCCUGUUCAUCGUCAUCUGGAAUCCACUCGCGUACCAUGCUCAACCGGGGAGCUCGUUUCGAAGUUGGUAAAGGAGUAGACUCUAAAAUUUCUUUAAUUUUCAUUGUAGCCAUAUCAAAAGCUAUCCUGCAAAUUGAAAUAUCAUAGUGAAAACGCAGCACUAUGGAGUUUUUGCCUCCACCAACCGAACCAAAUGUUUUGGAGAUGCGAGCCACACCCAGGCUAUAUGUGUUUUUUCAAUGUGGGUACUCUUUAAAUAUAGUUAAAUGAACGUGAUUGGGUCUUUCAUAGCUAAGCACCCAAACGAAAACAGCUUGCAAGCAUAAAAAAGAUUGGAUUUUUAUCAUACAAUACCUCUCUGUUGAAUCAUCAUCCUUCGUGGUUUCUUUAGGAGUGGUAAAAUUUAGCCAGCUGCUGGACGCCAUGGUCUCCUUAUAUUCCUUUCUGCAUUUAACACAUAUCGCUGAAUAGACGAAUGAAAGUUUAGUUAAAGUUAACUGAAGUUCAAACAGUUCCCAACCCGACACUUUGAAGGGUCUGGAGAAAAUAUUUCACCCUCCCUGCUAAUGAAAAAUGUACAAGAAAUUUUUGCACGGAAGAAAUUUUACUUAAUUAGAAUGACCUACGCGGCAAUCCUUUGCAAGGGCAAUAUACCAAUUCUGUUUUGCAAAUAACUUUUAAAGAACAGGAUUAAUUUGAAAAGUUCUUACGUGAUCCAACAGGAACAUGGACUUGGUACAACUGUUGUAUAUUUUUGCACAUGUCUACUCCAAUCGUAUCGCGCGUUUUUAGUGCCGUUCGCUUGCCAUUGUGUUUAGGGUAGUGGCAGGAUAGGCGAGAUGGUCUCCACUGCUUUCCAAGACAGAGUCGGUGCUUUGUACAGAUCCACAUUGCAUCUAUUUGUCCCUGGCGAAGAUUGACUAUUCCUGCCCUUAAAAGGAUUAACUCUACUUCUGUUAGUGUUUCAGAAGAAAGAUGAUUAGUUCGAAGGUGAUGUUUUAUGUCACUUUGACAUUCUGUCAGACGAAUUAGUUCCUCACUGCAGCAAGAGUAUUCUUCUUUUCCUCCGAUAAAACAACAUAGCGAAGACAUCGUUAAAUCGAUAAUAUUAAUGGGACAGAACUACGUUUGCAAUAAAAUAAUAUUAGAAAAACAUCGAUGUAAAAGCUAGAAACGCCCAGUGACUGAAAUUGAUGAUGACUCAUAUGCAUGUUGAUUUCAAUUAUGCAUACCGGAAGUAUAGUACCGUGAUGGAACAAUAUAUGGGAAAGUAUUUAAAUAUAAAUAAGAUUUUUGAUAAUAGUAGAAAUAUAUAAAGCACGAAUAUUCCCGGUCACUACGGAACGUUCCCGGUCUUUACUAAACUUUCAUCAUCACACGUUUGUUUACCAGACUUGCAAGGUACAACGCGUAAAACAUUAAAAGUAAUGGUCAACUCUGUGCGUGACCUGUCGUCUUUUGUUGUUGGCAAUGCGCUAGAAUCGAGAUAUUUUCUAUAUUUAUGAUUUUCCAGAAGUUUCAAGUAGUUUUUAGUCUUAAACCUAUUUCACAUUACUUUGAUAAAAUACAAUACUUGUGUUUUUGCAACCGUUUAGCGAAUUAUUCUGGCCAACGAGUACUUGAACAGUUGGCAGUGCCAAUUAUUUCCGUUUGCGAAUUAAGCCGAAUUUGAUGGAUAAUGACAGCAUACUGUUGAAGAAACACAAACAGAUCCACACGAAGUGACACAUUAUAUUAUUCAACUAAUUAUUAUAUAACACAACUAUGGUAGUUAGUUGUGGAAAUUUCAAUCCAGAUUCGGGAAUAUCAAAUUCUACUCGACGUGGUGUGUUGGCCGUACAAACAAGGCGGAUCAGACGUGGUUACGUUGUGCAAAGUUUUUAAAUAAAUAAUACAUGAAAUCAAGGAUGUUAGCGUUAACGAUAAAUAUCCAAGCGGAAUUGAGAUUGGAAGUCAGAGUUCCGCGUAUGCGGCAACCGAAUUUAGUAGGAAAUGUCGUGUUUAGACGGCAUUUUGCCUCCGAGAUCCAUGUGGACUAUUGAUUGGUAUAUCUGGAUAAAAAUAAAAUAUUUGAGAAAAGUAAAACCGAUUCAGGUAAUUAAAAGGCCAAACCUUCCUGGUCAUAAAGUUUUACUUUUUACGUAAAAUACGGUUACAGUUUUACUUUUUAAAAUACGGUUACAGUUUUACGGUUAAAGUUUUACUUUUUACGUAAAAUUUUACUUUUUACGGGUUUACUUUUUACGUAAAAUAUGAGCUAGCUCGAGUGGUCGGUUUUUAGGGAGACAGCCUCUUAAUUACUUGAGCGAAAAAGCCUCUACUAAGCAGGCUAGGUUUGUAAACGCAAAGAAUGAGCCGUUCUAUGGGGGAGCAGAAUUUGCACCGGUUCAUUUAGAAUUUUAUAUACCACAAUUACCGAAUUGGCCUUCCAAUCUUCCAUCUUCUGGCGCACUGAAUUUACAGUGACGGCCAUCUUUUAACAGGUUUGUCACCGUGCCUGCCUCAUUUAUACAACACUUCUUUAGCACAAACCUUGCUGACCUACGCUGAACGCUUUCAAUGGGAUCCAUGCUAUACGUCAUGCUGCUAUAUUCGCACUAUAUAGUAAAUCCGAAAAAUGGGGACUUUGAGCAAGCUACAUUCAUCUAUGAGCUGGCAGCAGUCCAACUGACAAUAACGAUUUGGCAUCAACAAUGGAUUCACAAUUCAACACUAGAAAGCUGCUUCCUAAGAAGAACUAUUAUUGGAGUUUUCGUUGCUGUGCCAUUAGCCUGUAAAUUCAAUUUAAGCAGUCACUGAACAGAAUAAAAACAUAUGUAAAUGCAUUUCAAAAACAUUUGGAAAGUGUCAUGAAACCCAAAGCUUCCAAACACCGACCAUCUACGGUUUCUAAAUCCGCUCGACGUGACAAGUUAUAACUAUAUGCUGAAGUGAGUGGAUAAAAUGGUUAUACCAUUGCUGUUGUCAUCUUUUUGACAACUGGUUUUCUUUCUCUUCUUCUUCUUCUUUCUACUCUUUUUCUUUUCUACAUCUUCCUGCACUUCUAUUUGUUCCUCGUCUGUAAAAAAAAUCAAGGUGGGCUUAAGAUACGAGAAAAUUAAGCUAAAUGUUGAUUACUUAAAGACUGGUAAAAAGAGUAAGUGACUCAUUUAGAACAAUAUCUAAAACUACCUUAAUAAAAAUACCUUCUACUGCAUGUAUACUCAUUACGUUACAUGCGACAAGCAGUUAUUUUGCUACUACAGGUAUAUAUACAGUACAUUACAAAAACUAUAUAUACAGUAUGCAUUUAAUGUUAGUACGCAAACUAACCUGUGGGAUCUUCCUUUGAUUCAGAUAACGCUUCAUCCCUACUUGUAGGCACUUCCAAGCCACUAGAACAAGGUAAACCUGUUGAUGUUGCAUCAGAUGUUGUCAGCAAUUCCCGCUUCUUAUUUCGUUUUUUCCUCUUGGUAUUUCCAGAUUGGUUUGGCAUGACUAUAAUUAUAGAAACAAAUAGACAACGUAACACCUAUACAGCCUCUGGGUUAAGACAUUUUCCGAUUCAGCCGACACCUGGAGCCAGUUGUAUAAAAACGUCGUUAACUUUAACUUGCUGUGAUGGAAUUUUGUCUAGACUUGUUGAGAUCAAAAUUUUGAUUAAUAUGGGAUUGGUCUAUUACAGUCGAUUUCACGAAACUUUGACCACAUAUGUUCCGAAGUUCGUUGCGAAGUUCAAAAGUUCAUGAGAUUCACAAACCAGUUUGUAAACUACGCAUUUGAUUUUUACUUCUGGGACCAAUCAGGGACUUUGUUUACAAAUUGACUUGUGAAUUCCAAUAUGAACUUCUGAACUUAGUCUUCGCAACGAAUUUGCGAACUUUGCAACGAAGUUGAGUUCGGAACAUUUGUGGUCAAAGUUUCGUGAAAUCGACUGUAAGUCGUGUAGUUAACUAAUCAUAGUUAAGGAUUUAACUACAGCUAGUGAUUAAUGCUAAUCAAUGAAAGAGCAUCACAAAAUUAGUUAUAUUCCAAAGUUUCGUUGCGAAAUGUUGUAAAAUGCGGAUAAUAUAGCAUUGCGAAAUUUGCCAUUUUCAGUCAUUUUGUAUUACGAGCGGGAAACGGUUACCCACUUUUCCAAAAUUUUGAUCUCAACUAGCCUAAACAAAAAUUUCAUCACAGCUUGAGAGAGCAUCACUAAAUUAGUAAUACUCCAAAGUUUCAUUGCGAAAUGUUGUAUAAAAUGCGGAUAACAUAGCCUUGCGAAGUUUGUAAUUUUCAGUCAUUUUGUAUUUUUUUAAUACAAACGGGAAAUGGUUACCACUUCGGUAACUGUGUCGGUAUUUGUAUUAGCAUUUUACAGGACAAUUAGCAUACCAUAGAAUAUGUAAUUAUGUAUAAAGGCUGUCUCAUGAUGAAGCCAGCAUCAUUUGGAAUGCAUACUUGUACGAAGAUAGACCGGUUUUACUGUUAGAUAUAUCUUAAUAAAACAUUCUUAUAAAACCACGACGUUACAUGAUGUCAGGAGUGGGAUCUCCUUCAUCAAAGCUUAGUCAAGCUUUAAGCUUUUGACGAGGGAAAUAUAAUUGAACUGAAGUAAACAGAAACAAGUGAAGCGAAACCGUCGAAAUAUGUCAACUGCAGACAAGAAUAGCGACGAGUGUAAAAUGGCAGAUAUAAACUUUCAAGCCAGACUAUCGCCACCGUCAAGACUCGAACUAACUGGUAACCUAGCUGUGAACUGGAAGAGGUUUCAGAGAUCGUGGAAGAACUACGAAAUCGGAUCACGACUAAAAGAAUUAAGAUUGGAGAUGCGAACGGCAACGCUAUUAACAUGUAUUGGACCGGACGCUUUAGAUAUACUCGAGGGACUUGAUUUCGAAGAGGAGUCACAAAGAAAUAACAUUGACAUUGUCAUGAAAAAGCUCGAAGAAUAUUGUGUGGGCGAAACGAACGAGAUAUACGAACGAUAUUGCUUUAACAAGCGGGAUCAGGAAAUUUACGAAACAGUUGAACUCUACGUUACGGUCCUUCGAAAGUUGGCAAAGACAUGCAAUUUUGGGACUCUUGAAAACAGUUUGAUAAGAGACCGACUCGUUGUGGGCAUUCGGGACAAUAAUAUACGAAAAAGAUUGCUUCAAGUUUCAAAGUUAACCCUGAAAGAUGCCAUUGACAUAUGUAGAUCAUACGAAAGUACGUGUCUGCAGCUGAAAGCGAUGUCACAAGAAGCAGAAGUUCAUAAAGUUGACAAAGCGAAGCCUGGUUUCGAGCGAUCUCUGAAACGAGUUGGAAGUGAGGUAAGCCGUAAAGUUACAACAUGUAAAUUCUGUGGGAAGUCUCACCCAAUGAACAAACUUAUGUGCCCAGCAUGGGGAAAAAACUGCAACGCAUGUGGCAGAAAGAAUCAUUUUGCUGUGAUGUGUAGUGUAAAGCCACGGGAAAGGCGGGAAUCUCUAAAGUGGGUCGAAGACGUAGAUUCUGAUGAAUAUAUCGCAUGUGUUGAAUUAAAAGAAAAUGUGUGCGCUGUUGAGGUCAGCCAAAACAAACAGUUGAACUCUACGUUACGGUCCUUCGAAAGUUGGCAAAGACAUGCAAUUUUGGGACUCUUGAAAACAGUUUGAUAAGAGACCGACUCGUUGUGGGCAUUCGGGACAAUAAUAUACGAAAAAGAUUGCUUCAAGUUUCAAAGUUAACCCUGAAAGAUGCCAUUGACAUAUGUAGAUCAUACGAAAGUACGUGUCUGCAGCUGAAAGCGAUGUCACAAGAAGCAGAAGUUCAUAAAGUUGACAAAGCGAAGCCUGGUUUCGAGCGAUCUCUGAAGCCGAGCUUCGAGCGAUCUCUG